Oryza sativa Japonica Group (Japanese rice) is the source of this 975-nucleotide messenger RNA. RefSeq lists its product as uncharacterized. The record is from RefSeq and is a predicted model, not a curated record. NCBI's taxonomy places the organism in Eukaryota, Viridiplantae, Streptophyta, Magnoliopsida, Poales, Poaceae.
UCUGGUACGGAGGUAGUAUUUUUAGAUAGAACUAACUGGAGCGGAACGGGUGGGUUGUGGCUUGUGGGUCCCCAAUUCACGAGUCAUUGCUGUCACGCUCACUCCGUCCAAUAUAAAAUGUACUAAUACUGACAGCUUCCAGCCAGCUGCUGAGACGAAAAUUCAAGGAACUUGCAGCUCCCAGCUGUAUAAAUUGAAGGAUCCGGGUUAGACUGACGCGCGCCCCCGGGAGUUUUCUCAGAAACAUCAUUCCCCCCACCCCAGCCAUCAUCCGUCUGCUCCGGAACCCGGCUCUGAGAGAGUGAGAGGAUUUGAGAUAAAGAGGCCGGCUGUGGCCUUGAUCCUGCCUCGCAAGCUGGCGUUGUCACAGGCAUGUCUUCAGUGUCGCCGAGAAAACAGCCGCUUGUUCAGCGGGAGGCAUCCACGAGCAUGAAUGAUAACGAGGGCGGAUUCUCAUGGCUGACAGCUCUGGGAUUCGGUUUCCUUACCUUCAACUCCGGGAUGGCGAUCUACCGGUCCGAUGGCGAUCGUGGAUCGGUGGCGUUCGUAUUAACAUCGUACAUCGAUCUCGUGCUGCUCUUCGCGUGCCUCCGUCUCUUCGAGAAAGCGCCGAGGGACUCUGCCCGCCGGGAAUGGCUCAAGGUCUUUGUAUGGGGACUGACGACGUUGCUCACGGUGAUGUUCUCGUACAAGGUGGCGGCAAUCAUGCCGCCGGUGGUCGCCGUGAUCGUCUGGGCGAUGGCAUUUGCCACAAUCGGUGGUGGGUUCUACGCCUUCUUCGUGCACCAGGACAAGGCUGCUCAGCUAGAGCAGGCCAACAGAUAGAUUCGCGUAUGUUUUGGUUCAUUGUUGUGUCGUCUGUAAACAUAGUUUCUACUGCUACCACUACUACGAGUGCUGGAUGUAAUGUAUUUCGAAAUAAAUGCAAUACCAAGAGGAAUAUUACUGGUAUUGCUAUGCUUGUUUUUAUCCUGA